AGAAAGUUCUCCGCUAGAUGUCGUAUAAGCGCCCGAAUAAUCAGCAAAACUAAUGGAGGAUUUUUGAGAUGGGGAAACUGUUCAUCGAUGUUGCUGAUGUAUAUGGACGUAUCGAGAGCUUUACAGCUCUUUCUGUGUGUUAAUUUUUCUUCGUUGAAAGUGAAGACGCAACAAUGAAGUGCGUAAAAUGUGGUCUGUUCCUGAAAAGUGUGGCGCACAGAAUGUCUCACAGGCGUCAUCAUUUUCAAGCCAGGCCGUUUCAGUGUCAUAAGGAUCGCUGCUUGAAGACAUUCGCCACCAUGGCCCAGCUGCAGGCUCAUAGACGUACCCAUGUUGACCGCCGCAUUUACACAUGCCGUUACUGCCACAACUGGUUCCUCAGUCGAUCUCACCGCGAGUGCCAUCGUUGUCGAUUUGGUCAGCCACCUAAGCACAGGUGUCCAGAGUGCACAGCAGAAUUUCACCAGCUGUUGUCACUGUCACACCACAUCAGGAAAUCUCACCAGGCAGCCAGGAUUAAAUCUAAGAGCCAAAAUCAGCAUGACUUGAGAGUUGGAAAGGUCUUGCUGAAAAUAUCUGCUGGAAAAAGCUUAACUAUACUCUCAGAUCAUGAAUCCAGUAAGCGAACGAAAGUUAAACUUAAAAGGAAACGAAAGAAAAGCUUCAAGCCAAAAAAUUCCGGAAGUAUUAUUUUGUCCAUCAAAAAAGGAAUGGUGUCUAUACCCCAAGAAUUGACACCCAGCAAGUUUGAAAAAUCAAAAGGUACAACAGAAUAUGAUUGUGUUCCAGCACCCAGCUUUAAAGUACAGAGUCAAAGUGGGGAAUUGAAAUUAAGGAUAAAAACAAAUAUUCCAGAAAAUAGUGUCAAAGAUACCGAUUAUAUGAACACAAACAAUUUUUCAUCUGGGCAGAUUACAGGUAAAACAGACAGCGAUGAAAACAGUGAUAGCCCAAGUAAAAUCAGAAACGGAAUAAUAAUUGUGAAAGACAAAAAGGGUAAACUGUGUGCGGAGCAGUUAGCACCCAGUCCGUACAAAAGAAAACACGGAGAAAAUGUGUUUGAUAGCUUGAAAGAUGUCGGUAUCUGGAAAGUUAUGCAAAGUCCUCGACCAGACGGCGGCAGUGAAGUUCUUAAACUGAAGUUGUCCCCGCAAAAACCAAUACGUGUUAUAGACAGCAGUCUGGAGGAUGUUCAGGCACAUUGCACAAAAUACCUGGGUAUUGCUACAAAGUCUAAUAUUGAACAGCCUUCUGAUGGGGGAUUGCUUGACUUGUUACCUACGUAUUCAAAGGAACUGGAUUCUGUGAGUAACGUCAAUGAUUCAGGGAUUGAAACUGAAGUGCUAAGCAGUUCGUCCUGCAAUAGAAGUAACGGAAAUUCAGUGCGAUCAGUGGCGUUAGAAGACAAUUCCCCGACAUACUUUAACACUGAUGGGGAUUCACUGUUAUCUCCUGAUUCUCCAUACAUGGAGAAUUUCAACAAAGCUGAGCACAACAUUUGUUCAAGGUGUGGGGGAAAUGUUUUAGAAACAAACAAUAAUACUCGAUCACCCAGGAAAUGCAAGUGCAGCUUUUCAAAUCCCAAUUCUCCAUUUCAGACUCCUGUUUCUCCAGUUAAGGUUUCAGAUAUGAACAAAGUGCAAGACAUAACAGCAGCACCUGUUAUGUCAGAUAAUCCGAACAGCUCUGUGUCAUUGAACUGUGACAUCAAAGAAAAUGAGAAAAGUGGAGCUAGUUAUGACACUGCAACAGAAUUGGUUGACAAUAGUGUUAAUGAGACUAAUGAUGAUAAUGACAGUGACAUAAUUGUCAUGGACAUCAAUGGGAAAAAUCGUAAUCGCGUAAAUUCAGAAUUCAAAGGCAGGCUUAGACUGAAACUAAGAUCUGAUAAAAGUUCAAAGGGCAAACAAAACCAAUCUGUUGCUGAUACUAAAACUAGCCCUAAAAGCAAUUCUACAGGUGUCGAGCAUAAAAACCAAAAAUCAAGUCGGAGAAAGGUAGAGCUUGGGUCACAAAACAGUCCAAUAGUUUUGGAUGAUGUCAAAAUUGACAAGGAAUGUAAAGGCGAUAGGACAAGUGAAAUAGAAAAUGUUGGUCCUAUUAACAAACUGUCACGAAAAAGACCUUUAUUUAAGAGAAAAAGUCAAAACAUUGAACCUGAAGACAGUUCUGUUGAAAAGAAAGAAAUGCCCAUGGAACAUAUUUCUCAGGUUAUUAUUAAUGAUAAAGAGGUUAUUAAUGGUGAUUCUAAGAGCAAAAAGCCUUUGUUUAAGAAGAAACAAUCUGUUGAAAAUUGCAAAGAACAGCCAAUUAACAAGAAACCCUUGUUCAAGAAGCAAAUUUCUGUAGAUGCUUUGAAAGAAAAAUCUGCUGAGAUUGUUUUGAAAUGUGUUGAUGUUGAUGAUUCAGAAAAAGAUAAAUCAAUAAAUAGUGGUAAUAAAUGUCAUGACAAACCUGAAGACCAGAAAGAACUUAUCCAGUUGAAAACAGUUGAUGUUGAACAUGAUGAAGAUAGCUUGCAACAUUGGGAUGAAAACAUAAUAAAUUUAAUGUGUGAAAAAGAAUCAAAGAAAACCAAAGCAAUUGUGCAAUUAAAAGACACUCAGAAAUCAGACGUUUCCAAUACGUCACUGAAUCCCUUCCAACAGCAGUUCUUGUCAUUCUUGUCAAGCAAUAUAACAGAGAUCAAAAAGGAACGCCUAAACCCUGGUACUCAGAAAAAGUGUACUUCAAUUGAAAAUAAACAAGAAAAAUGUCUUGCUGAUAAUAAUGAAACAGAAAUAACAGAAGAGUUGAGGUCUAAAGACAAAAUAAAUGAAGAAAUAGCAAAAGCAGAUACCCAUGAUCUUAGUAGUAAUGCUGUUUUAAAGGUUCAUGAUCAAAAAGAAACAAAAGUAGAGGGAACACCUGACAGUUUUUCAUGGUUGAACAUCUUCUCUGGCAGUAAGCAAGAUGAUGCGGCAUGCAAAAGGAAUGCAAAUGAAGGCGCCCAUGAUGUUAUGGCUAGUUUGAGUCUGGAUUUGGCUGCAAUUAAUGAGAAAAUGGACGUAAGCAAUGAUGACGAUGAUAAUUUGUUGGAUAUGGACGAUGUGUUUAAAUCUGAUAAACUUUCUACCCUACAGCCAAAGGAGUUUGUAAUAGAACCACAAGUGCCUCGUAAAGAGAAUGUAUCGUCUCAUCUACGAAAGCGACAAACUGCAAAGCGAACUAUCGGAAAAUUCAAACCAGGGAGACAAAUAAAAAAGAAGGUUGAGUUGGACUUUACAUAUAGUGAGAGUUCCUCAGAUGAGGAAAUGUUGAGGAAUAAGUCUGAAAAGUCUGACCCAGAUUUCUGUUUACAUGAUUCUGAGGAUGAAUUUGAAACACUUCCACCACGCAAAAAGCGCACAUUAUCUACUCGCACUUGCUCAAAAUCUAAGAAAUAUGACAUCUCUUCAGACUCAGAUCAUAAUGAAAGUUCUGGGAAUGAUCAGAGCGAUAACGAUUCCAUUUCUUCUAGAAAUCAGAGAACAAAGGGAAAUAAACUGAGUUGCUGUUCUUGUUGCAAAAAUGACUGCGAUCACAUGAGCGACCAUGAUAAGAAUUCGUACAAACUGCCAAGGGAUUACAGACAAUUCAUAAAAUGUACAGUGCGGUUGUUAGACGUCCAGAAGAAAUUGCACCGCCUGUUUUUGGCAUUGUUCCCAGACUGUGCUGAAAUGAUAAGCAGUUGUAAGGUAGGGACAGCAGAAUUUGACUCGCUUAUGGACGAAGUCUUAGGUGGAUUGGACGAUUAUGAUAGUGAUCCUGAAUACCACAGGAUGGCAAGUGACUCAAGGCCAAAGUAUUUACAGGAUGAAACUUGUCGGAUUAAUAAUAUUGGAAUGUCAUUUACAAGCCCCAAUUCUGUCACUAGAACGAGUGAAAUUGACUCUGUUGCUAGUGAUGACAAACUGUGUAGAACUCCUGUGAGUAGUGAAUCUUCGCCUUUUUAUCUGUGCAGUGAAAAAAGCUAUGUGCCAUACAUGACAGCUCCGUCAAGUACGAGCUUAAAGUUUGAAAACAACACGCUUGCAAGUAAUGAUGAUAGUGUUGGCAUACCUAGCCCUAGCAAAGAUAGUCAAUCAUGCACUGUUUCACACUCGUGUUCUGUAACUUUCAAUUCUGGGCAAGUCGCUACAUCGCAGUUACUGCUUCAGGUGGCUACAUCUGCAAGUCAAAAUCUCUCUCAUGAAUCAUAUAAUUACAAGGAUUCUUCCAGGGUUCUUGUUGAACCAAUUAAUAAUUUCUUGGUGACUACCCCUGAUCAAAACACCAACCAUCAGGUAUCAGACAUCCCAUUUGUAAACCCUGCCUCAAGUGGGAGCCAGAUUUUGUGUGGAGAGAAUUGUGCAGAAUUGACAUCCAUUCCCAUAGUGAACAUAACUAUAGAUCUCAAUGCUGCCCAUGUGGCAUUGUGCAGCAAUCCUAGGCACUGCCUUCAGACUUUACAUGAUAAAACCAUCAAGUUAAUAAAGAUGUUGUUACCCAGUAUAGACUUUAAAAGUAACUUUUUCAAAAAUCUUGACAAUUUGGAAUUCCUUAUUGAUCUUCUGAUAGACUCGAACAAAGGACGGGAGGUGAAUAUUGAAGCUGACCUAAAGUGUGAAUCUCUAGUCCAAUCGUUUGCGCAUGCUUUCGACAGCAAUGUUGAAAAAUCUGUGUUGAUACCAGCAGAUGACAGUGUGCUGGUAAUACCAAUAAUUUCGAAUGAUCUCUUUAAGCAGCAAAUCAAAUCUCAGAGGGAGUCCUUGAAAAGGGACCUUGAUGUCAUAGAAGAGGAAGGCCAGAAUGAUGACAAUUCGUGGAAGAGUUCAAACGAUAUUUGGCAUAGCUUAGUUUCCCUUAACAACAUGGCGCGCAGUUCUCAGUCGCCCAAGAGACGAUCUCGAGAUAGCAGACUUCGCAAGCGCAGUGCUGACGAAAAGCGUACAUUAUUUGUUCAGGAAAAACUUAACAAUAAUCAGAACUCUACUUUUGUGUGCCAUAUGCAUGAUAAUGUAAACAAGAGUAUUGAACAAACAAAGAAAAACCCUCGUGGUCAAAGGGGUCGUAGAAAUUCAAAAGAGCGAUUCUUUUCAGAACUUGAUCUAGGAAAUCCAUCCGCUAGUGCUAUAACAACUCCAGUUAGUGCUGUCCCAGAUGAGAAAGGAUCGUUUGAAAAUUCAUUUGCUGCGUUUCUCAAUCGUGACAACUUUGGUUGCGGAAAUACUGACUCCAGGCAGAGAGAGGACAUGUCUUCGAAAUCCACUGUUGAAAAAAAUAUUUUUGAGUUAAUACAAUCGGUGUAGAGCUUUUUUCGAGUAUAAAGUGUUGUUUAUUUUCCAUGUCGAAAAGUGUGGCAGCAUUGUCUGUUUAGUUUGUCAUAGCCAUUGAUCAUGUCUUACAAAAGUUUAACUAAGUGACAUUGAUAAUUAUGUGUGAAUACUGAAAAAAAACUGUAUAAUCCUUUCUUUUGUAUGGGAUUUAUUAAUUUCAUUUUGAUAUGCACCAACAGAUUUUUGUGAAACAAAUCGGGUUUUUUUCUUUUUUUAUUUCAAAUAUUCAUUACUCUGUGUUUUUGGUAAGGUGGGACAAAUGACUCACAGCUUACAAACAUCUUCACUUUGGAAAACUAUGUGAAUACCCUUUAAUAUUUAAAAACUCAAUUGCAUAAUGUGACUUAUUUGCUACGUGUAAGAUUGUUGUACUAUAUUUAAAUCAGAAAGCAGAUAUAAAUUGGAAUUUAAUUUGUCCUCCUACACUUAAAGAGAUUUGAUAUUCCUCGCCUUGUUAUGCACAUUUUUAGCAAUGCUUCCAACACAUUUUUGUAAGCCAAUACAAUUGCUUCUGGACCCAAUUGUAUGCAACAUUUGUAAAACCAAUUUGUAAAACCAAUACAAUAAAAUGGACAUUGUGCAGCCUUGCUAAAACAUAGAAUUAUUUGCUUGUCCAAAGACUUCAGAUCACAUAAAUCUUGUAGUUUAGUUUAAGAAACUUUCUGUUGUAAGUAAUAUUUGUAAAUGUUCAACUAAUAAAUCCUGACUUACUUUUUGGCAGAAUAUUGAUUGGGAAUGUUAAAUUUGUUAUAAAAAUGAGAAUUAUGUAUGCGUCAAUUUUGAUGCCCCCGGAUCGAAAGAUCGGGGGUAUAUUGUUUUUGGCCUGUCUUUCUGUCAGUAAGUUAGUCAGUCAUUCAUUCAUUGUAUGUGUCCCAAAACUUUAACCUUGGUUUUAACUUUUGCAUUAUUGAAGAUAGCAACUUGAUAUUUGGCAUGCAUGUGUAUCUCAUGGAGUACACAGUUUGAGUGGUGAAAGGUCAAGGUCAUCCUUCAUGGUCAAAGGUCAUCCUUCAAGGUAAAAUGUCAAAUAUAUGGCUUCAAAGCGGUGCAGUAGGGGGCAUUGUGUUUCUGACAAACACAUCUCUUGUUGCUUAAAGUCAAUGCUAUAAUUUAUUUAUUAUACUUCGGUAAUUUCAUGACAAAUCAACAGCAUAAAAAAAUAAACCACAUGAACUAAACGACUUAAGUUCUUGGUUACAAGACAUUCUCAUGCUCCAAUUAAAACACUGUGUCAUCUGAAAAUAUUGACUAAUGUGAAUGCUUGUUACAUUUUAACUUUAAUUAUGACUGCUUUACAGCCAAAUAUUAAGGGUCAGUUUAAUCUGUUAUGAAGGGUCUAGAUGUAAGUGCUGAGCCAUGAUAAAUCCCUCUUUUAUUAAACAAGUUGAAGAAAUUUUGUUUGGCUAGGGAAGGAUUUUGGAUAACAAAAGACAUAGGGUGCUGCCAUAAAGUGGCCUUGUGGUUAGCCAUACAAGUCAGGUGUCAUCGUCUGAUGAUCCUCGUAACCUUUACUCCUUAGAUGUGUAUUUUUAUGCAUUUGUAGUCCCUAUGAAAGUUAAAUGUAAUUCAAGACCUUUCUUACUAGAUUCAAGUUUUAAAGGCUUCAUUUCCAAUCCUAAGAUACUGAUGAGCAGCAAACAGCAUAAAACCUAAACAGACUACGAGUUACUUGCAGGCUGUUCUGGUUUUAUGCUGUUUGCUGAUAGCCAUUUUCACUUAGCUUCUGAGUGGCAAAUUAGUUUCUUGUACACAUUUAGACCUUUUACCAAAGUAAUUUCAUGUGCCCUUAAUUUUUUGCAAAAAUAUUUAUCUUCAAGAUUUACACCUUUUUUGUGUGACAAGUACUGUACAGAGGUGCAGCAAGUAUUACAAUUCAUUUAAAAAAUGCUUGGUGCAGCACCCUGUCUUUUGUUCUCUGAAAGAUUUAUUGACUUCUGCAUACUACAUAGUAUUUAUUACCUUUUGAAAUGACCUUUGGCUUAGCGUAGUUACAUGUUCUUUUAUGCAUUUAUAAAUUAAUAUGUUGUUGUUUUCCUUGUAUUGUGAUUAAUUGUUUCUACUUAUCACAAUUUUGUUAAUUUUGCUUCAAGUGUGAUGACAAGGAUUUGUAGUUUGUGAAAUGAAGUGAACCAGGAUUCUUGUUAAGUUUUUGUUUAUAAAACUAAGGGAGGCUAUCAGGCAUUCACUGUGUUGAACAAUUAGAUAGUGUUCUCCCUUUGUAAGAAAUGGCAACUACAUUGUACCCCAUUUAUUGGAAAAAAACGUUUAUUAACGAAUAAGCUGCUCAUCUACACACUAUGUACAAUACUUUCCCGAUUUGAAUCGCAUAUGUAACCUUGUUGAAUGUGCCAAUUUAAUUGCAUCAUUAAUUAGUAUAACAAACACGUUAUGGACAGGAAGAUGUAAAUUUAUCAGCAAACAAAUCACAUACACAGGUUGCAUUAAUUGUAGGCAAAUAUUGUAAUACAACUCAGAUUGAAUUGUGGCAACUUUCAAAUUAAAAAUUGUUAUUUUAAAGCACUUCCAUAUAUAGUAUAUAUAAUUGAUUUGCAUUUUCGAUCAAUAGCAUGGAUAAGCUUAUAUCAUUAUAAAACUAUUUAACUUCAGGUAGCAGAAAUAUUCAACAAAUUCAUUUUUAUGCCUUAAACUUUAAAGUAUGGCUUAUUUUUAGGAACUAUAAGAUGCGUAGUCGAAUUGCAAUAUUGGAAGAGAACACAUGAUAUGAACACUUCAAUUUUGGCCUACAUUCUAGCUACAUAUUAGUUUGUUGAACAAUUUCACAGAAAUUGUCAUCUGUAUAAUGAAUCUACAUGUAUUAGUAACAGACCUGCCAUGUUAAACAUCUGCUGUUAUAAAUUGCUUAGAAAUGCUCCAUUUGAAAUAUGUGUGAUGUCAUUUCAUUCAUACCUUGAUGUCUUUUGCUUGUACAUAAUUAAAGUUAUUUUUAUUGUAAAUAAAAGUUAUAGAAUUUG
This is a messenger RNA of Dreissena polymorpha, 8308 nucleotides long. RefSeq lists its product as uncharacterized. Gene Ontology annotation, biological process: regulation of transcription by RNA polymerase II; central nervous system development. Gene Ontology annotation, cellular component: nucleus. The transcript has 3 exons. NCBI's taxonomy places the organism in Eukaryota, Metazoa, Mollusca, Bivalvia, Myida, Dreissenidae. Bases 174 to 5309 code for a protein of 1711 amino acids. The record is from RefSeq and is a predicted model, not a curated record. Gene Ontology annotation, molecular function: DNA-binding transcription factor activity, RNA polymerase II-specific; RNA polymerase II cis-regulatory region sequence-specific DNA binding.